AGAAGGUCAUUGCUGUGGUCAUGGACCUCUUCACCGAUGUCGACAUCUUCCAAGACAUUGUGGACGCUGCCUCUAAGCGCCGUGUCCCCGUGUACAUCAUCCUGGAUGAGUCGGGCGUGAAGUAUUUCCUGGAGAUGUGUCAGGGCCUGGAGCUCACGGACUACCGUAUUCGGAACAUCCGUGUCCGCUCGGUGACGGGCGUUGGCUUCUACAUGCCCAUGGGGAAGAUCAAAGGGACCCUGUCAUCAAAGUUCUUAAUGGUAGAUGGUGACAAAGUAGCCACGGGAUCUUACAGGUUCACCUGGAGUUCCUCUUACGUGGACAGGAACCUCCUCCUCCUCCUGACGGGGCAGAACGUGGAGCCCUUCGACGUGGAGUUCCGGGAGCUGUACGCCAUCUCCGAGGAGGUGAACUUGUACCAGCAGCUGAGCCUGGCAGGAGGCGCAGGCAUAUUCGGCCCUUACUCCUCCACGGUGGCUCGCAAGCUCAUCAACCCCAAGUACGCCCUGGUGUCCGGGAGCCGCCACCCGCCGGGGGAGAUGAUGCGCUGGGCUGCCCGGCAGCAGCGGGAGGCUGGCGGCAACCCAGAGGGGCAGGAAGAGGGCAGUGGAGGCAGCGAGUCAGCCCAGCGCCUGGAGAACUUCCUGAAUGACCUGGUCACGCUGGAGCAGGUGCUGCCCCCCGUGGAGCCCGUGCCCUCGGGAGAGCUGAGUCGGAAGCCUGGCAGGGUGGUCUCUCCCCGAGAGGCUCUGGCCCAAAAUGGCAAGGGAGAAGCGCUCAACGGCGAGGCCGCCCAGGCCAAGGAGGGCAAGCGCUUGAGCUCCAGGUUCUUCAGCCGCCGGGCCAAGAGGCCUGCAACGUCCAACGGCACGGCCAGCUCCCUCUCCACGGAGAACUUCGCUGAAGUGGAGUUCAAGGGGAAGAGGACCAACGAGGGCUCCGGUGCCAACGCCUCAGGUAAAUCAAGUCCCAAUCCUGCCAAGUCCAGCAAUUGCGUGAUUUCCUGAGCCUCGGGCCAGUGGUGGGCAGGACCCGGAUGCCCCGCUGCCCCGUUUUGUGGAGAACACAGGUCAAACCCUGCACCAGUUUGCACAUCGGACCCCUACUGCCUCCUGCCCAGCAGUCUCCAUCCUGGCCUCAGGGACCCUGCCUCCCAGAUGUGAGGAUCGGCCGCGUCUCAAGGCAGCCACGCGCCUCCACAAGACUCUCGCUGUCUGGGCAGGGGUCGCUCUUCCUUGUUUACAUGAAGUGGAAGCUUGA
Messenger RNA from Myotis brandtii (Brandt's bat), 1260 nucleotides. It is a transcript of the gene SACK1F, whose product is annotated as family with sequence similarity 83, member F. Lineage: Eukaryota; Metazoa; Chordata; Mammalia; Chiroptera; Vespertilionidae. The transcript has 5 exons. Bases 21 to 1007 code for a protein of 328 amino acids. The record is from RefSeq and is a predicted model, not a curated record.